Messenger RNA from Cylas formicarius (sweet potato weevil), 435 nucleotides. RefSeq names its product ADP-ribose glycohydrolase OARD1-like. NCBI's taxonomy places the organism in Eukaryota, Metazoa, Arthropoda, Insecta, Coleoptera, Brentidae. Bases 1 to 435 code for a protein of 144 amino acids. The record is from RefSeq and is a predicted model, not a curated record. The transcript has a single exon. Gene Ontology annotation, biological process: peptidyl-glutamate ADP-deribosylation.
AUGACUGAUAAUGAAUCUGCUCAAUUUAAAAAAUUCGAAGACAAUUGGAAACCCAUCCAACAUUCAAAUAUAAUUAAGGAAGUUAAAGGUGAUUUAUUUGAACAGAAUAACUACUCGCUAGCACAUUGUGUUGCAGCUGACCUUAGAAUGGAACAAGGCAUCGCCGUAGACUUUAAAAAUAAAUUCAAAAAUGUAAAAUAUCUUCUAGACCAAAAUCCAAAACCAGGAGGAAUAGCUACGCUAUUUGAUGACAAAAAUAAUAGAUUUAUUUAUUACCUAAUUACUAAGGAAAAGUCCAAUAAAAAACCUACUUAUUUCACAUUAUGGAAAGCCCUAAAUAAAAUGAAAACUCAUGCUAAAGAAAACUAUAAAUAUAGAAAUUCUUGUAUGCCAGCUACCAAAUCAAAGCGACAUCGUAAAGAACCCCAAAAUUAA